Phlebotomus papatasi is the source of this 1331-nucleotide messenger RNA. RefSeq names its product mucin-2-like. Lineage: Eukaryota; Metazoa; Arthropoda; Insecta; Diptera; Psychodidae. The transcript has 2 exons. The coding region runs from base 109 to 1131 and encodes 340 amino acids. The record is from RefSeq and is a predicted model, not a curated record.
AGAGGUAAGGUGGUGACACUGAAACGUAUAAAUAACAGCUGCACACCGGACUUCUCGCCAUUAACUGGUGGCUUUUCGUGCUUAAGAUACUCAAUCUCUUCAGCAAGUAUGAUGCAUUUCAUCCUGCUGCUCUGUACAGUGACACUCUCAGCAGCUCGUCCCGAUGUUUCACACAUCAUCAAUGGGCCUUCCUUUGACUAUGGAGUGCCAUUAGUUGGAGCACCCAAUAACAUCAAUGAAGUCACAUCGACGAAAUACUUCACUUCGGCCUCGCAAAAUCUUCUAGCAAGGUUGUCUAAAGAAGAUCACACGGGAUACGACUAUCCGAAGCCCACGGUACCCUUUGACCUUCCUGCUCCAAGUUCUGUGUCCAUCGUACAAACCAAUUUGGACAAUAACAGGCAGUAUUUGCCGCCUGUGGCUGAGAAUCGAGUAUCCACCACGACAGUGCUACCCCCAUCGACUGCUGCUAGUUACUUGCCACCAAGAGUUGCAGCUGCUUCCACAAACAGGCCCCUAGUAGCUACAAGGGACUACUUGCCACCUCUUCGACCUGCAGCUUCAGCAGUAAGUCCGAGGGUUGUAAACCGGGAUUAUUUACCACCAGUGACCACAGAAAGGAGAGUUUCAACGACGACUUAUGUGCCUCCAGUGACUUCUGAAACGCGAGUCUCCUCAACUGCCUACCUUCCGCCAUCCACCGCAGAAACUCGCAUUUCCACCACGGCAUUUAGUCUACCAACCCGUCCGGCAGUAAUUUACAAUCGUGGCUCAACACCAGCUGCAAAUUCUCCUAUUCCUGCCACAGUUGCUGCUGAAGAAACCACUGGAUAUGACUAUCCAAGACCUACAGUUAAUUUUGAUCUGCCCAGUCCUAGUCCAUCCAAUGAUGUCCCUGUAGUGAUACCCACUACUUCAAGGGAAUACCUUCCACCUGUAGCCCCUUCAGUUCCUGUACCAUCACCCUCAGCUCCACCACUCAUUCUCAUUCCCAGCAGCACCACCCAACAGACAGUCAUCUCCUCCACAACAACUGAUCUCCCUCCCGCUCCGGAAGUCAUAUUACCAAGUCACACCUUGGAUGAAGAUGGCUACAAGUACCGUGUACCAGAUAAGCCAUUCAACUUCUAAGGGCAGCAGCUUAAAGAGAUUAUUCAAUGCACAAAGUGCUCCUAUUCAUCUCAAGUGAAUUGUGCAAAUUUUCGGGGUGUUUUUUCUGCAAACUCUACUCUUUUACACCGCAACAGCUAUUAUUUUUUUGUAACGGCUAUGUCACAAUGAAAUGAUGUAGUGUCAUAUGUAAAUAAAGGCUACAAUGGAAGUCAAAAAUA